UAAUUCGUGAAGCCUCCUAAAGCAUUUUGUCAUGCACCUCGUGUGCAAUGCCAAGCCACUCUUCUCCUCGACAGCAUUCCGCGCGUCAACCUGCGCCGCCGCCGCUGCUCCGCCGUGCCGCCUCACAGCAACAACCACGUCCGACCACACAGAAAACCUCCUUCUCUCCGCUCUUCUGAGCCGCCGUUUCGCCCGAGGCCCUUCGCUCCAAGUUCACUCCCUACUCCUCACCACCGCUCUCCACCGCAACCACAUCGGCGCCGCCGGUAUCAGAGUCUGGAACACCCUAUUACGCCACUACGCGCUGGGAUGCUUCCCCGAAGAGGCCAUCCUCCUCUACAAGCAAAUGGAGCAGCUCUGCUGCCGCCCCCUCCCCACCGACACCUUCACAUUCUCCUUCCUCAUCAAGGCCUGCGCUAAUCUAUCGCUCCCGUGCACUGGUAGACAGUUCCAUGGCCUCUCACUGAAGAAAGGUUUGUGCUCCGACAUCUAUGUCGAUACAGCUCUCGUCAAUAUGUAUUCCACCUGUGGAUCCUUGCUUGAGGCACAGAGAGUGUUCGACGGAAUGCCGCACCGGAACUCUGUUUCUUGGAACGCCAUGCUGACCGGUUUUGCAUGCUGGGGCGAGCUUGCCUCUGCUCGAUCGUUGUUUGAGCAAAUGCCUCACAGGAAUGUGAUCUCCUGGACCGGCUUGAUCGACGGGUAUACCCGUGCUUGCAGGCCGCUCGACGCUUUGUCUCUGCUUGGGCAGAUGAUGGCGGAAGGCAUCAUGCCAACAGAGAUUACAGUGUUGGCCGUAGCCCCUGCAAUCUCCAACCUCGGAGCCGUCCUCAAUGUCGAAACAUUGCACGCUCACUGUGACAAAUGUGGCCUCUGUUUGUUAGACAUUCGGGUGCAGAAUUCCCUGAUCGACAUGUAUGCUAAAUGCGGCUCCAUCGAGAGCUCGUUCAAGUUCUUCGAGCACAUUGGCAGCCGGAGGAACGCAGUCUCGUGGACCUCGAUCAUCACCGGAUUCGCAGCGCACGGGAUGGCGAAUGAGGCGGUGAAACUGUUUGACGAAAUGCUCCGCGCAAAUGUUAGGCCGACUCGGGUGACAUUCUUGAGCAUGUUGAAUGCUUGCAACCACGGAGGCCUAGUGGAAGCAGGAUUGAGAUUCUUCAUGGCCAUGGUGUACGAGUACCGCAUUGAGCCGGAGACGAAGCACUACGGCUGCUUGAUAGACCUUUUGGGAAGGGCAGGCAGGUUGAAAGAGGCAGAGGAUGUGAUUGCAGGCAUGCCAGUGGAAGUUAACGUGGUUGUGUGGAGGACCCUUCUUGGUGGCUGCAGCAAGCACGGCGAGGUAGACAUCGGCAAGAGGGUGAUGAGGAGGAUACUGGAAUUGGAGGGUGGUUACAGUGGAGACUAUGUCGUGUUGUCCAACAUGCUCAUCGAGGCGGGAAGGUUCGAUGAGGCAGAGGAUGUGAGGAAGAUGAUGGAUGAAAGGAACGUCGUAAAGAUUCCCGGUGUCAGUUUGAUUUCUUGAUGAUUGAAGGGACCUUGAGGCUCUUCACCAUUGGAAUCGUAUGUAAUUGUAAGAAAGUAAUGCCAAUGAUAUCAUCGUCUUAUCGACAAACAUGAGGCUGAUUUAGCCCAAAACAUAUUAUGUGUUGAGUGAGGAGAUCAUUCAGUUGUCGAGGAGGAUAAGGCGGCGACGGUGGUGCUUCUUCUGUCAUUGUACAUGUCUCCUCCUGGAGAGUGUUUUCACCAUGCCCUUCAAUAUUUUCAAGAACCAAAACAAGUUCAGCAACGCCAUCGCGGGGCUUAUCGUUAGCAUGCUGUAGAGUCCCACAGAGAAUAUUGUCUUCACCUAUAAGCAAAAGGGUGAGAACAGUAAUUUAUCAUGACAACAAACACUUCGAGUGAUCACAAUACGAUUGAUUAUUCAUCAGUAAUUAGGUAAGUGAUGAAGCACAGCCGAAGGAUGAGAUAUAAUUCUCAGGAAAAAUUUGUUGAUUUUCAUUCAAAAAAAAAAAAAGGGAAAUUAAAAUUUUUAUUAACUCAAAACUUGUCUAUUACAUGGAAUCUUUAACUUUUUUUAUAUAGUUUGAUGAUUUAUUUUUUAUAAAAUCAUAUACCUUUCUAAUCUCUCUAAUUUUUU
Zingiber officinale is the source of this 2137-nucleotide messenger RNA. RefSeq names its product pentatricopeptide repeat-containing protein At1g09220, mitochondrial-like. NCBI's taxonomy places the organism in Eukaryota, Viridiplantae, Streptophyta, Magnoliopsida, Zingiberales, Zingiberaceae. Bases 32 to 1522 code for a protein of 496 amino acids. The transcript has a single exon. Gene Ontology annotation, molecular function: RNA binding; protein binding. Gene Ontology annotation, biological process: RNA modification. The record is from RefSeq and is a predicted model, not a curated record.